Paramuricea clavata is the source of this 1191-nucleotide messenger RNA. The record is from the annotation of a GenBank genome assembly. NCBI's taxonomy places the organism in Eukaryota, Metazoa, Cnidaria, Anthozoa, Malacalcyonacea, Plexauridae.
AUGAGAAAUGGUAAAACAGUUGCAGCCAGUAUGAAGCAGACAAUUGCAAUUGUGACAAGAAAGUUCUUUUCAUUUUCCAGGCGGAUUUUAGCUGUCCUGAUAGUUACUUCACUCAUACUGGUUCUAUUUGGAGUUCCAUUCUUUGUCUUCUUAUUGAAAUAUAUGAUGCAAUGUAAACAGACAGUGUUAGCAUCAGCAGUAUCUUUGUGCAGAGAGGUAUGACAUUUGUUAGAAACUAAAACUAACUUCUUGGUGGAUAAGUUGUAUUCUUCUUUCUUCAACAGGAGGCUUCAGUGCUUUCCUCUCUGAAAGCUGAGCUGGACCAAAGAGGCAUUCCCUUGAUUGGUGUGGUUCAUGAGACGAUAGGCGUGGAAGAAUUUAAACCAUUUUUUAAAGGAGACAUUUACCUCGAUGAUCAGGUUGGCCUUGCCUUUCAUUCUCAUAAUAAUUCUUUGUUAGCAAAAGUGUACUGGUAUACUGUAGGAAUGUUCGGUAUGAGAAUUUUCUGGUAUCAACAUACCCGAAAAUUAUACCGAUAUUAUCAGUAUACUGGUUUUUUGUGGAAAUUUGAAGGAAAUUUUGAUAUCUUUGAAGCUGUUUUAAAGGAUAUCAGUAUAUUCCAACAUAUCGGAAUUUUUGUUAUAUCAGUAUGACUUAAAAAACCAGUAAACUGAUAUUAAUUUCGAUACCGGUAUUUUCGGUAUACGGAACAUUCCUAGUAUAGUACCUAUGAAAAUACUUCCAGCCCCUAUUUUGCCUUGGCAUUUUUCCUUGCCUUUUUCCUGGCGAGUGUUUGUUGCUGUCAAGUACAGUGGUACUAAAUCAUUUUUUUGUCAGAGAAAGUUCUAUGGUCACACCUUGUGUUAACUCAUUGAGCUGCAAUGUACUCGAACUUUGAUUAAAGUCAUCGAAGUGUCAGUCUUGCACAUCAAUGGGUAAAUAUGUAAAAUUCUCAUUGAAGGUUUCUUGCGAGUCCAAACUUGGAUAAACCUUUAUCACACGCAGAGUGGUGGUUUCCAUGGCAACAUGGAUGGUGAAGGUCGUCUGAUGGGCGGACUUUUUGUAGUUGGGGCUGCUGACCAGGGUGUACUGCUUGAGUAUCGGGAAAAGGUUUGGGGUGACCAUGCUGACAUUGAAGUUGUAAGGGCCGCUGUUGAAAACAUCAAAAUUAGUCACAAUGUUUCUGAUUAA